Messenger RNA from Daphnia carinata, 2938 nucleotides. Its product is annotated as V-type proton ATPase 116 kDa subunit a 1-like. Gene Ontology annotation, cellular component: plasma membrane; vacuolar proton-transporting V-type ATPase, V0 domain; vacuolar proton-transporting V-type ATPase complex. Lineage: Eukaryota; Metazoa; Arthropoda; Branchiopoda; Diplostraca; Daphniidae. The coding region runs from base 169 to 2754 and encodes 861 amino acids. The transcript is spliced from 15 exons. The record is from RefSeq and is a predicted model, not a curated record. Gene Ontology annotation, biological process: vacuolar acidification; proton transmembrane transport. Gene Ontology annotation, molecular function: proton-transporting ATPase activity, rotational mechanism; ATPase binding.
GGGCUGUCAGAUCUCGUGACUCGAUCCAGAUUGGCAGUCUUCUCGGCACCUUCUGGACUCGACGUUAUCCAGCCGAUAAAAUCCAAAUUGCACCUUAAAGUCAUUUUACCUAAAACAGUUUUUCCCUUAUCUUCUGAAAGAUAGCCGGCUUGAAACAACGAAUUCAAAAUGCCGCUUUUCAGGAGCGAAGAAAUGACACUUUGUCAGCUCUUCUUGCAGAGCGAGGCUGCUUACGCUUGUGUAGCUGAAUUGGGAGAACUAGGACUUGCCCAAUUCCGUGACUUGAAUCCCGAUGUUAGUGCUUUCCAACGCAAGUUUGUCAAUGAAGUCAGACGCUGUGAUGAAAUGGAAAGGAAACUCCGCUAUCUUGAAAAAGAAAUCAAGAGAGAUGACAUCCCCAUUUUGGACACUGGAGAGAACCCAGAGGCCCCUCAACCAAGAGAGAUGAUUGAUUUGGAAGCAGCUUUUGAAAAACUGGAAAAUGAAUUGAGGGAGGUGAACCAAAAUUCUGAGGCACUCAAGAAAAACUUUCUCGAGCUGACUGAGUUGAAGCACAUCUUACGUAAGACCCAGACAUUCUUUGAUGAGAUUGAAGCUGUCUUUAGUCAAGACAAAGUCACAGAAAAAGUAAAACAUACUUCUGCCCAUCGGCAUGGCAUACGUCCACAGAUGGCCGAAUCGGGUCACGAAGAUGAGCAUGCCAACUUGCUCGGCGAUGACGGACUGCGCACUGGAGGCCAAGUGCUUAAACUUGGGUUUGUCGCUGGAGUCAUUCUUCGAGAACGUCUUCCUGCAUUUGAAAGGAUGCUGUGGCGUGCUUGCCGUGGUAACGUCUUUCUUCGCCAAGCCGAAAUUGAUUCUGCCCUAGAAGAUCCAGUUACUGGAGAUCAGGUGUACAAAUCAGUGUUCAUCAUCUUCUUUCAAGGAGAUCAACUCAAAACUCGCGUGAAGAAAAUUUGCGAGGGCUUCCGUGCUACUCUUUACCCGUGCCCGGAGACGCCAGCGGAGCGCCGUGAAAUGGCAAUUGGUGUCAUGACUCGUAUCGAGGAUUUGAAUACCGUAUUGGGCCAAACACAGGACCAUCGUCAUCGAGUCUUGGUUGCUGCUGCUAAAAAUAUUAAAAAUUGGUUUGUCAAAGUCAGAAAGAUUAAGUCCAUCUAUCAUACCCUGAAUUUGUUCAAUUUGGAUGUAACCCAAAAAUGUUUGAUUGCUGAAUGCUGGAUACCAGUCGUAGAUAUGGAAACUAUUCAAAUGUCCCUUCGACGUGGAACGGAACGCAGUGGAAGUUCAGUUCCCCCAAUCUUAAAUCGGAUGAUGACGAGAGAGGUUCCGCCAACUUAUAACCGCACCAACAAGUUCACCGCUGGAUUUCAGAAUCUGGUAGAUGCUUAUGGAGUUGCCACCUAUCGUGAGGUGAACCCGGCAUCUUUUACCAUCGUCAGCUUCCCUUUUCUUUUCUCCAUGAUGUUUGGUGAUGCUGGCCAUGGUCUCUUGAUGACACUUUUUUCCCUUUGGAUGGUUCUAAAAGAAAAACCACUUGCGGCCAAAAAGAUCCAAAGCGAAAUUUGGGUCAUCUGCUUCGCCGGUCGUUACAUCAUGUUAUUGAUGGGUCUCUUCUCCAUUUAUGCCGGAUUCAUCUACAACGAUGUUUUCUCGAAAGGUGUCAAUAUAUUUGGCUCGGGCUACAAGGUUAACUUAACGCACGAAGAACUGCAACAUCAUCACUCCGCGAUGUUGGUCCCCGACGAAGCCAAUGGUCACUACAGACAAACACCUUACCCAUUUGGUGUCGACCCUAUCUGGAUGAUGGCCGAGAAUAAGAUUCCAUAUCUGAACGCAUACAAAAUGAAAAUUUCCAUCAUUUUCGGUGUAGUUCACAUGGGUUUCGGUGUUAUCCUCGGCAUUUGGAAUCAUCGCUAUUUCGGCCGUAGUAUGAAUAUUCUCGUCGAGUUCAUUCCACAAAUCAUCUUCUUGGUUUUCCUGUUCGGCUACCUUUGCAUUUUGAUGUUCAUCAAGUGGACCAAGUACUACGCAGGAGCUGAAGACCAGGCUCUUACGCCUGGAUGCGCACCUUCGAUUCUUAUCACGUUUAUUGGCAUGGUACUGUUCAAAUACGACACCGUACCACUUGAUGGUUGUGACAACUACAUGUAUCCGGGGCAGGUGACGCUUCAAAAAGUAAUGAUUAUCGUGGCAGUCCUAGUGGUUCCAGUCCUACUUCUAGGCAAACCUAUUUUGUUUAAAAUGGAAAUGAACAAAUCGAAAAAUCAUGCUGCAUUACACAACCAAAAUGGAACUGCUGAAGGUGAAGAUGUGGAAGUAGCUGGAGUACCGCAAACUGAUGGCCAUGAAGGAGGGGACGAGCCGCAUGAGUUUAGCGAUGUUAUGAUUCAUCAGGCCAUUCAUACUAUCGAGUAUGUUCUUGGAUCCGUUUCCCACACGGCAUCUUAUUUGCGUCUGUGGGCUCUAAGUUUGGCGCACUCCCAACUGUCUGAAGUUCUGUGGCUGAUGGUGCUGCGCAAAGGUCUCAUGUUCCAGGAUUGGUAUGGUGGAGUUCUUUUAUAUUUCAUCUUUGCUGCUUGGGCUGCUCUGACAGUCAGUAUUCUCGUCCUCAUGGAAGGCCUUUCGGCUUUCCUUCACACUUUACGUCUUCACUGGGUCGAAUUUCAGAGCAAAUUCUACGCUGGCUCUGGAUACCUUUUCGUUCCAUUCUCAUUUGAAAACAUCAUGGAAGUCCAACCAGGAGAAGAAUAGGUUUUACUCUAGAUCCGAUUUUUCGUCUAAUCGCCUUUUUAAAGGCACAUGUAAUACGCAAGAUCUAAACAAAAAUCUCUUUCUUAGUAGUUGUUGAUUUUAGCAAAUUGGUGUUGUAAUAUCUUCCAAUAUCCCUCUUAAUGAAUCUGUACUAUUUCUCAAUCUAAUAUAAUUAGUAAGCAAU